Molecule: messenger RNA, 849 nt
Organism: Oppia nitens
Lineage: Eukaryota; Metazoa; Arthropoda; Arachnida; Sarcoptiformes; Oppiidae
Product: retinol dehydrogenase 11-like
Exons: 3
Coding region: 1-849 (282 amino acids)
Source: RefSeq, a predicted model, not a curated record
AUGAUAAAGUUUGCUAUAAGUGGAUUCAAUGAGUUAACAAGGAAUACCCUAAAUCAAGUCAAUAGAUGUGAAAGUAAUCGACGAUUAGAUGGACAGAUAGUAGUGAUUACCGGCGGAAAUGCUGGUAUUGGCAAAGAAACAGCCUAUCAAUUGGCAUCACGUGGAGCUCAGGUAAUUAUCGGUUGUCGGAGCCUAGAGAAGGGCAAUGAAGCCAUCAAUGAUAUGAAGGCCACCAACGACUCAGUAGUCCUCAAAGUAGUGAAACUGGAUUUGGCGUCAAUGAAAUCCGUUAGACUGUUUGCCCAACAAGUGGAACAACUGGUCGACAAAAUAGAUGUACUCAUCAAUAAUGCCGGUGUUAUGAUGUGUCCCGAAUGGAAAACCGCUGAUGGAUUUGAAAUGCAAUUUGGUACUAAUCACCUGGGACAUUUUCUAUUAACAAUGCAUUUGUUGCCCCUAUUGAAAAAAUCGACUGGUGGAACCAAAGUGAUUAACGUUAGCUCUAUAGGCCAUAUGUUGGGUAAUAUCUAUUUUGAUAACAUUAAUCUGGUUAACGGUGCCUAUAAACCAUUCAAAGCUUACAAUCAGAGCAAAUUAGCAAACGUUAUGUUUACCAGUGAACUGGCCCGACGAUUGGGCAAAACUACUAGUGGCCAAUCAGUCAAAGCCUAUGCCGUACAUCCAGGCUUUGUGGACACACAAGUGUUGAGACAUAUUUCAAUGGGCGGACAGAUUGGCAGCAAAGUUGUCAAAAAAUUUUUGCUGAAACCAGAAAUGGGUUGUCAAACAAUAUUGUACUGUAUUUUAGAUGACAGUGUGGCCAAUGAAUCGGGAUAUUUCUAUGCGUGA